CGACUCCUCGUAGCACUGUUUACUAUUCCUAGACCAGCGCGGCUAGCCUUUUUCCUUUGAUAAGGGCUGAACAAACAGACUGACACUGAAGAGCAUUCGGUAGCAUCCACCUGGACGGACUUUCUGGUUUUCGACCCUUUGCUGGAUAGCGGAUCAGAUCUUGAAACAUGAGCUCUGUGGCAGUGUUGACUCAGGAGAGUUUUGCGGAGCACCGCGGUGGGCUGAAGGAUAUUGAGAUCACAGGUAUUGUCCCAGAAGAUGAAGCAUAUGUACCCACCUAUCUGGAAGCCUUUCCCCCAUUACCGGACAAGGGUUCUCCAGGAGAAAGGACUGGUGAGCCUUCAGGUGCCUGGAGCAAAAUCCGACCUAUCAAAGCCUCUGUCAUCACUCAGGUGUUUCAUGUCCCAUUGGAAGAGCGGCGGUAUAAAGACAACAGUCAGUUUGGUGAGGGUGAGGAGGCGAAGGUGUGCCUGGAUAUCAUGCAGAAGACUGGGGCACACAUUGAGCUUUCUCUAGCCAAGGACCAGGGUCUCUCUAUCAUGGUGACUGGAAAACUAGAGUCAGUUAUGAAAGCAAGGAAAGAGAUUGUUGCCCGAUUGCAGACUCAGGCCUCAGCGACUGUGCUUAUCCCGAAAGAACACCAUCGGUUUGUGAUCGGAAAGAACGGUGAGAAGUUACAGGAACUAGAGCUAAAAACAGCCACCAAGAUCACUAUCCCCCGCUCCGACGAUCCCAACGGCAACAUCCGCAUCACUGGUACCAAGGAGGGCAUUGAGAAAGCUCGCCAUGAAAUCCAGCUCAUCUCUGCAGAGCAGGAUAAGCGUGCAGUGGAACGUAUAUCUUUUGAGAAAGCUUUUCAUCCAUUCAUUGCUGGUGCAUAUAAUCGACUCGUUCAAGAGCUAACUCAAGAAACCGGGGCUCGUAUAAGCAUCCCACCUCCCAGCCUUCCUAAAGAUGAGAUUGUUAUCACCGGCGAGAAGGAAGCGGUCGCCAUGGCUGUCACCCGUAUACAGGCCAUCUACGAUGACAAGAAGCGAAAAACGACCACAAUUUCAGUCGAAGUAAAAAAGUCCCAACAUAAGUACAUAGUAGGCCCGAAAGGCAACACCAUUCAGGAAAUCUUGGAGAACACGGGGGUGUCUGUUGAGAUGCCUCCUCUUGAGUCCGCCUCUGAGACCAUCAUCCUCAGGGGGGAACCUGAUAAGCUGGGACCAGCCCUCACACAGGUGUACGCCAAGGCUAAAAGUGCAAUAGUGGUGGAGGUGAUUGCUCCGGCCUGGCUCCAUCGAUUCAUUAUUGGAAAGAAAGGACAGAACAUCGGCCGCAUUACGCAGCAAUUACCUAAGGUGCAUAUAGAGUUUACUGAUGGAGAGGAACGUAUCAGUUUGGAGGGUCCAACAGAAGAGGUAGAACAAGCCCAGGCUCAGAUGCAGGAGAUCAUCAAAGAUCUGAUGGCAAAAAUGGACUACGCAGAAAUUAACAUUGACCAGCGGUUUCACAGACAUCUCAUUGGCAAGAAUGGAGCCAACAUAAAUCGCAUAAAGGAGCAGUAUAAGGUGUCAGUAAGGAUUCCUCAGGACUCUGAACACUGCGGUCUGGUUCGUAUAGAGGGUGAUCCUCAGGGAGUACAGCUCGCUCGCAAGGAACUAUUGGACAUGGCCCAGCGUAUGGAAAAUGAACGAACGAAGGAUCUGAUAAUAGAGCAGAAAUUUCAUCGUACAAUCAUUGGACAGAAAGGAGACAAGAUCAAAGAAGUGAGGGACAAAUUUCCUGAGGUCAUUAUCAUCUUUCCAGACCAGCAGCAGAAAAGCGACAUUGUGCAGCUCCGGGGGCCCAAAAACGAAGUAGAGAAAUGUGCAAAGUUUCUGCAGAAACUUAUCACUGAGCUGGUUGAGAACAGCUUUUCAAUAUCUGUACCCAUCCCCAAGCAGUUUCACAAAAACAUCAUUGGCAAAGGAGGUGCCAACAUCAAAAAAAUACGUGAGGAGACCAACACAAAGAUCGACCUCCCAACAGAGAACAGCAACUCUGAAAUGAUUGUGAUCACGGGGAAGAAGAGUAACUGUGAAACUGCACGGGACAGAGUCCUGAGCAUAAAGAACGAGCUUGCCAACCACAAGGAGACAGAAGUUUCCAUCCCAGCCAAGCUGCAUAACUCUCUGAUCGGAUCGAAGGGCAGUCUGGUGCGGUCAGUGAUGGAAGAUUGUGGUGGUGUCCACAUCCACUUCCCUGCAGAGGGCUCAGGGUUGGACAAGGUCACCAUUCGCGGUCCUGCAGAAGAAGUGGAGCGAGCAAAGAGACAGUUAUUGCAGCUGGCGGAAGAGAAGCAAGUCAAUAACUUCUCAGUGGAGCUUCAGGCCAAACCCGAGUACCACAAGUUCCUGAUAGGACGUGGAGGAGCUAACAUCCGUCGCGUGCGAGAUCGAACCAGAGCACGGAUUAUCUUCCCCUCACCAGACGAGCCAGAUCAGGAGCGUAUUACUAUUGUGGGAAAAGAGGAAGCCGUACAGCUUGCCCAGAAAGAGCUGGAGAUCCUCAUCAAAAACCUGGAUGAUGUCAUUGAGGACACUAUGGUCGUGGACCCCCGGCAUCAUCGUCAUUUCGUCUGUCGCAGAGGGCAGGUGCUGAGAGAGUUGGCUGAGGAGUAUGGCGGCGUGGCCGUUAGCUUCCCGCGCACAGGCAGUUGCAGCGACAGCAUCACCAUCAAAGGACCCAGAGAUUGUGUGGACGCUGCUAAGAAGCGCAUUCAGGAGAUUGUUCGAGAUCUGGAGUCGCAGGUGAACAUUGAAGUGGUGAUUCCCCAGCGGUACCACAGGGCCAUCAUGGGACCCAAAGGUUGCAAGAUACAGCAAAUAACACGAGAGUAUGAAGUCCAGAUCAAAUUUCCAGACAGAGAUGAGUCUGCAGCUCAGGAACCUGUGUCUCAAGAGAACGGUGAUACGGACAUCAUCCCUCGGAAGUGUGACAUCAUCACCUUGACAGGACAGGCGGAAAAGUGUGAGCUGGCGCGUGCAGCCUUGCUCGCACUGGUUCCUGUGACGAUUGAUGUUCAGGUCUCCUAUGACCUUCACCGUUACAUUAUAGGACAGAAAGGCAGUGGAAUAAGAAAGAUGAUGGAGGACUAUGAGGUGAAUAUUUGGGUUCCUCAGCCUGAACAACAGUCAGAUAUCAUAAAGAUCACAGGUCAGGUGCCAAGUGUGGAGCGGGCCAGACAUGGGCUGCUGGAGAGAGUCAAAGAACUACAGGCCGAACAGGAGGAUCGGGCUUUACGAAGCUUUAGGCUGACGCUCUCGGUAGACCCCAAAUAUCACCCUAAAAUAAUAGGUCGUAAAGGAUCUGUAAUUUCCCAAAUACGCAAAGACUACGAUGUGAAUGUGCAAUUCCCAGACAAGAACGACGAACAGCAGAAUAUAAUAGUGAUUUCUGGGUAUGAGAGGAAUGCUCAUGAGGCCAGGGAGGCUAUAGAGCAGCUGGUGGCCUCCCUGGAAGAAAUGGUAAGUGAGGACAUCCGGCUGGACCGGCGCGUCCACGCUCGCAUCAUCGGAGCACGUGGCAAGGCCAUCAGGAAGGUCAUGGAGGAGUUUAAAGUUGAUAUACGGUUUCCUCAGCCAGGUUCUGAAGAUCCAAACAAGGUUACAGUCACAGGUCUACCAGAAAAUGUUGAUAAUGCCAUUGACCAUUUGCUCAACUUGGAAGAAGAAUAUAUGUUGACCGUCACGGAGACUGAGACUAUGGCAGCUUAUAUGAAGCCUCCGUCCAAGGCGAUGGUGACAGGAGGGAAUGAUGAUGAUAAAGCCCUUGCUAAAGGCUUUGUUGUACGGGACGCCCCCUGGAAUGCACAGGGAAACAAGGCACCUGACAUGAGCAGUGCAGAGGAGUUCCCAACAUUCGGAGCUGGAAUAGCACCAAAACAGACGUCUGCUUGGGGACCCAAAAAAUGAAUAGACAUUUUCUGACUAGAUGUCUCUUCAGAGCUCACCAUCUCUUUGGUACUUGAAAAUGAGAACAUUCCCGUGUUUUUUGGUUUUGUUCUUCUCCUGGUGCCCUUGAAGGAUCGCCUUCACCUUCCUUUGCCGGAACAUUUGUGGAAAGAUGUUUUUAACCCUUCUCUGUCCACAGAUGGUCGCACUUCAGCUAGAACAUCAAGUGGCAGUGUCCUCAUCCACCUGUUGUUUGUAAAUAGUCAAUUUGAAGAUGGGUGACUUUGAUGGUCAGGUGACUUGUAUACAUUUAUUUCUUGAACCAUUUAUGGCAAGAGGACCCCUAGUUCACUGUGUAUGAGUUUAUUUUUGAAAUCCUUGAUAGUUUUUACUGUUUUUAAAUGUGCACUCUGCAGCAGCCUUUAUUAUGUACUGUAAAAAAGAUUCAGAUGCACUUACAAAACUCUCAAUACUCAAGGCUGAUCAAUACUGAACUUUUGUUUAUAUAUUUUUUGUAUUUAUUAGGGUAUUUAUAUGCCUGUUAUUUAUCGACUUUGCUCAAUGAAUGAUUACUAUUUUAGGUAUUAUUUAGUUUUUUGUGCUUUUAAAUUAGUUUUUUGUGUGGUCCAAAGUUUUUUCAAAGACUUCAUGUGAUUUCUGUUUAUUGAAGUCAAAGGUUUAUGAAGGGAUUUGCAGUUUGCAUGUAAAGUCAGUUUUACUUCACUUGUAGUUUUUACAGUUCAUCAGAAGUGUAGGAAAGCAGGUUUGUGGUUAAGAUGGUAUAAAGUUGCAUUUUUUCAAGACAAAACUGUAAGUGGGAAUAUUAAAUCAGUUUUUUAGAGUCAAA
This is a messenger RNA of Paramisgurnus dabryanus, 4767 nucleotides long. It is a transcript of the gene hdlbpb, whose product is annotated as high density lipoprotein binding protein b. NCBI's taxonomy places the organism in Eukaryota, Metazoa, Chordata, Actinopteri, Cypriniformes, Cobitidae. The record is from RefSeq and is a predicted model, not a curated record. Gene Ontology annotation, molecular function: mRNA binding.